AUGCCGAGCAGUUCACGACUCCCUACUCCAACUUCAAAGCUGCAUCAUUUGCUCACGCCACGGCCGCCACGUCUCUGCUUACUUCCGCUUUAUUCCGUGUGGCAGCCAGCAGCGUUCCACACGCCCGGAAGCGUGCGGGUUCGCCUCAACAGCGGCAUAACUCAAGAUUGGAAAGGAACAUCAACAGACGACCACGCUGUGGACCGAAGCAAGAAGAAUGAUAACACAGAUCCAACUGUUGAAGGGGCUUCUUCUGGUAUGAAGGACAGGGAAGAAUUUGAGGGAGUAGCCCAACGUGAUAAGCCUCAGGCGGCGACGGAGAGAGGAGGACUGAAGCAUUGGAAGAAGGCUAAGGAGGAGCAUCCUAAGGCACCUGAACCGAUUAUUGGAAUGAAUGACGAAAGAGCUCAGAAGGGUCAUUGA
Molecule: messenger RNA, 423 nt
Organism: Aspergillus caelatus
Lineage: Eukaryota; Fungi; Ascomycota; Eurotiomycetes; Eurotiales; Aspergillaceae
Exons: 2
Coding region: 1-423 (140 amino acids)
Source: RefSeq, a predicted model, not a curated record